This is a messenger RNA of Aspergillus campestris IBT 28561, 2493 nucleotides long. RefSeq lists its product as uncharacterized. The transcript has 2 exons. Gene Ontology annotation, molecular function: beta-glucosidase activity. The coding region runs from base 1 to 2493 and encodes 830 amino acids. NCBI's taxonomy places the organism in Eukaryota, Fungi, Ascomycota, Eurotiomycetes, Eurotiales, Aspergillaceae. The record is from RefSeq and is a predicted model, not a curated record. Gene Ontology annotation, biological process: glucan catabolic process.
AUGGCAUUCGAUGUCGAAACCGUCCUCUCCCAAUUGACAGAGCAAGACAAGAUUGCCCUUCUCUCGGGUACUUCCGAUUUUUGGCAUACACACUCUAUCCCCUCACACCAGGUUCCACCAAUUCGUCUCACUGAUGGCCCUAACGGAAUCCGCGGAACCAAAUUCUUUGCCGGCGUCCCAGCGGCCUGUCUCCCCUGCGGAACGGCACUGGCCGCAACAUGGGAUGCCCCUCUCCUCGAGAAGGCUGGGGUCCUCCUGGCCAAAGAAUGUAUCUCCAAGGGCGCACAUUGCUGGCUGGGACCCACAGUCAACAUCCCUCGAUCUCCGCUGGGUGGCCGGGGGUUCGAGUCCUUUUCCGAAGACCCGCAUCUCAGCGGCAUCAUUGCCUCGGCAAUGAUCCGAGGAUGCGAGAGCAAGGGAAUCGUUUCUGCCGUAAAGCACUUUGUGUGCAAUGACCAGGAGCAUGAGAGACGGGCUGUCGAUGUCCUGGUCACCCCGCGGGCCUUGAGAGAGAUUUAUCUGAAGCCAUUUCAGAUCGUCGCCCGCGAUGCGAGGCCAGGGGCACUCAUGACAAGUUAUAACAAGAUUAACGGGAAGCACGUGGUGGAGGAUGAGAAGAUGUUGAAUGGACUGUUGCGAACCGAGUGGGGAUGGGAUCCUCUGAUCAUCAGCGACUGGUAUGGCACCUACUCCACCGUGGAUUCAUUGAAUGCGGGAAUGGAUCUGGAGAUGCCCGGGGUGUCGAGGUACCGCGGACGAUACAUUGAGUCGGCUUUACAGGCCCGAUUGGUAAAGGCUUCGACGGUAGACGAGCGCGCGCGCAGGGUCUUGUCAUUCGUGAAUCGCAUGUCAGAGGUCAGUGUGUCGAAUGUCGAGAAGGGAAGGGACUACCCUGAAGACCGGGCAUUGAAUCGCGACGUGUGCGCCAGUUCGAUCGUACUGUUGAAGAAUGAUGGUGGUCUCCUGCCUUUGAAGAAAGAUGCGCAGACCAUCGCCCUGAUCGGAUCUCACGUCAUGGCGCCGUCUAUAUCGGGUGGAGGCAGUGCCUCCCUUCGCCCGUACUAUGCCGUGUCACUGUACGAAGCUGUACGAGAGGCCGUUCCCAACGCAAAAAUCAUCUGCGAAACCGGCGCAUAUUCACACAAGAUGAUGCCGGUUAUUGAGAGGUUGCUCAGCAAUGCGGUCAUUAAUUUUUACAAUUCUCCCGUGUCGGAUGUCGGACGCGAAUGUCUCCACACAGAGCCAGUCAGCACCACCGGUUUUCAAUUUAUGGACUUUCGCGCCCCAGGCCUGAAUCGCGAGUGCUUUUGGGCGACAUUGGUGGGCGAUUUCACCCCUGACGCGACGGGGAUCUGGGAUUUCGGGCUGAGUGUGUUUGGAACAGCGAAUCUCUAUCUGGACGAUGAGUUGGUUAUAGACAAUACUAGCCAUCAGACGAAGGGAACGUCGUUCUUUGGCAAGGGCACCGUUGAGGAGCGUGGGUCCAAAACGCUGGAAUCCGGGCGAUCCUACAAAAUACGACUGGAAUUCGGUUCUGCCAACACUACAACAAUGAAGACCGUGGGAAUGGUGAACUUCGGCGGCGGUGCAGCCAAUCUCGGAGCUUCACUACGCUUGACCCCCGACGAUAUGCUAAAUUCUGCUGUGAAUGCUGCCACUGAAGCGGACUAUGCAAUCGUCUGUACUGGGCUGAACCCGGACUGGGAAUCGGAGGGAUUCGAUCGUGCAUCCAUGGAUCUUCCCCCGGGGGUGGACAAACUCAUAUCCAGUGUACUUUCCGUGGCAAAGGAUAAAACCGUCAUCGUCAAUCAUUCCGGGACGCCCGUCACUAUGUCAUGGGAACCUCAAGCCCAGGCGAUUAUACAAGCCUGGUAUGGGGGAAACGAAACCGGACAUGGCGUGGCAGAUGUCCUGUUCGGGAAUCUCAGCCCCAGUGGAAAGCUGCCUCUCUCGUGGCCAUCUGAUGUGAGACACAAUCCAAGCUAUCUGAAUUUUGGAAGUGUAGGAGGGCGGGUUCUCUACGGGGAAGAUGUAUACGUCGGGUAUCGCUUCUACGACAAGACUCGAUGUCCUCCUCUUUUCCCUUUCGGGCAUGGGCUUUCCUAUACCACAUUUGAGAUAUCUCCAACCGUCGAGGUGGGCCCAGUGUCACAUCAUACCAGCCUACCAGCUGCGGUCCGCGUCUACGUCAAAAACACCGGAGACGUCCCUGGAGCUGAGGUUCUCCAACUCUACGUAGCGGUGCCACAGCCCGCAAUAGGGCGACCAGACAAAGAGCUGCAUGGGUUCCAAAAGACGUUCCUCCAGCCCGGUGAGGAGCGUGCUGUUGAUAUCACCAUUGAUGCCUACGCCACUAGUUUCUGGGACGAUAUUGAAGACAAGUGGAAAAGUGAGGCAGGGGAGUAUGAGCUGCUGGUUGGAGUUUCGAGUCGAGAGAUCGUUUCCAAGGGGAGUUUUAUCCUGAGUCAGACAAGGUAUUGGCAAGGCCUUUGA